AAUGCUUCGCUUCCAUAGUGAAACGAUGGAGCAGAAGGAAUACAAUGGAAACCAUUCUUCUCGAAAUCCAGCAGAAGAGGAGGGAGAUCAUACUUUGAGUCCACCUUCGUUUUCUUCUCUACCGAAGGUGAAGGCGUUUCCUAUGCCUAGUUUUGCAGCUGCUGCUGCUUUUCCGGCCAAAAACACAGCUGCUAAUAAUAGGGUGCCUACCUUCAGCAUGCCUCCUUUUCAGUUGAUACGAGAAUCUCCAGAGCUUGACGAAAAGGCCUAUCUUUUGAGAGUGCCUCAUCAAAUACGGCAGGUAAACGAAAGUGCCUAUGAACCCCAACUAAUUUCAAUUGGUCCUUAUCACCUAUGUGCUAAGCCGCACUUGAUUGAGAUGGAAGUGUACAAAAAACGGUGUUUACAAAGGAUUCUUGAGAGAAAAGGCCAGCAAAGCAAGGAAAGAUGUCUGAACGCCAUGAACUUAGAACGAGCUCGCAAAUGGUAUUCGCCAUCCUUAUCGAAGAUACUCGAGAAUCCUAUUGCCUAUAAGGAAUUUGAAGAAAUGAUGCUACAUGAUGGUUGCUUCAUUGUUGAGCUAUUGAGUGGGAAGGUACCGGGUGAUGACCCUAUUUUCAAACUGAAGUGGGUCGUAAAUGCCUUAUUUCAUGAUUUCUUGUUACUCGAAAAUCAACUUCCUUUCUUUGUGCUAGUGGGCUUGUAUCAAGUGAUCAAGGAUCCAUCAGAUGAAAAAGAUUUUGCUUGCCAGGCUUUUUCUGUCCUUUCUAAUUUCUUUCCAGGGCCGAAGAAGUGGAAUAAAAACCCUCCUACCAUUAAAGAUACCGACAAUAUCAAGCACCUGCUAAGCUUACUACAUGAUAAUUGGUCUCCUUCUCUUCAAGGAAUAAGGCGCCAUCAAGAGUACUAUAGAACAAAAACUGAACCAGCAAAGGCAGGAGAAGAAGCAAGAGAAGAAGGCGGCCUAGCAAAAUGGAAAUUCACACUCUGUGCCAUAGAAAAGCCAGAAGAAAAGAAAUUCCAAGGCGACGAAGAGCGCGGUGUGACUAAGGGCGCCAACCACAACUCCUUCAAAUGGAAAUUCAUAUGCUGUGCAAGAGAAAAGAAAAAUGUAGGAAAAGGCCUAGUGGAAUGGCAAUCCUUACGCUGUGCAACAGAGCUGGAAGAAGCAGGAAUCCAAUUCAUGAACACUGAAGAGAGCGAUGUGAAGAGUUUGUUUGAUAUAAGCUUUACAGACGCGACAAUGAAGAUUCCAACCUUAGUGGUUGACGACUAUACCGAGCGUCUCUUUCGUAACCUCAUUGCCUAUGAACUAUAUGAGGAAGGUUCAACUUAUGUCAUUGAUUAUGUGACAUUGAUGGAUAACCUUAUCGACACAGCCAACGAUGUGCAAGUGCUUCGUUUCAGUGGAAUCAUCGAAAAUAUGUUGGGUGAUGAUGAAGCUGUUGCUCAAAUGCUUAACAGACUUCGUGACCAUGUUACACUAUGUGGCGAUACCUUUUACUACGAGGAGAUAUUUGUUGACGUGAAGAAGCAUUGCGCAAGACGUUGGAACACAUGGAAGGCGAAAUUAAGGCAUGAUUAUUUUAACAGUCCCUGGGCACUCGUCUCCUUUAUUGCUGCUCUUCUCGUUAUCCUUCUUACCAUGGGACAGUUUAUUACUGCAAUCAUUCCUCUUGUAAAAUAACGGCUUGGAGGCAGGCUUGGUGGCUGUAAAAUAUGGCAAACUAAAGCUCAUGCGCUUCUUGCCUUUUAGUUGUUCUUGUUUUUUUCUCUCUUUAUGUUUUACUCAUUGUUGUUAAAGCUACAUCAACUCUGUACUUUCAUCGUAUAUUCAAUAAAGUCUUUU
Molecule: messenger RNA, 1849 nt
Organism: Theobroma umbraticum
Lineage: Eukaryota; Viridiplantae; Streptophyta; Magnoliopsida; Malvales; Malvaceae
Product: UPF0481 protein At3g47200-like
Source: RefSeq, a predicted model, not a curated record